UUUUGAUGCGGAGGAGUUGAUGUAUUCAGGUCGAUUUAGCGAACGUGUUGUCAUGUUGUUUGACGCUGUUUUUGAAAUGAUGCAAACGAUUUAAAGGACGAAAUAACUCACAUUACGUCGCUGCGUAAGGAUGGUUUCAAAUACAGUGUCUGACUACCAGUGAGUAAAUGUGCGCGUCUCCCUGCUGUGUAUUUUUGCUCGUUCUGGAAUAACAUUAAAUAAGUUCACAGUAAAUGCAGUCAGACUGUCAGUCGUUCGUCUUUAAAAUGUCAGAUACAAAAUAAACAUCACGUCUUGGAUUUUCGAUUAACUUUAAAACGCUGCUAAGUCAUGGCUGAAGUUUGGAGGGACGUGCAGGCACUGCUGCCCGCCACUCAGCCAGAGUUUCCUCUUGUCUUCAGUGAAAUAGUUGAACCAAGUGUGCUGGAUCUCCUAGAACUGACCAGAGAGCAGCUGUACCGAGCAUCUGAUUCCUCUGACUGUGCCGAGAAAGCCCAGAUCAUUAUCGACUACGCCUGGGAGAAACUCAAUACAGGCACUUGGCGAGAUGUGGAUAAAGAGUGGAGGCGUGUUUACUCCUAUGGCUGCCUCUUUAAAGUUGUUGGGAUGUGUCAUGGAGAUGCAUCUCAGGUCAAGAUCCAAGAAGCCAUAAGAACAUGUGAUAUGGGUUUGCUGAUGGGCGCCUCCAUUAUGGACAGUAUUCUCCAGAGACUCGUGGCUGUUCUGAAAAAUAAAGUGAAGAUGCAGCUUCCCAGCAAAGCGGAAGACCAACCCUGCCCAAAGAAACUCAAGAGGAACGGCACACCAGAGCCCCAAAUUGAUGCUGCAGUGUCAGUUCCAAGAGUUAAGUGUCCGGCUCUGGAAAGCUUCCGAUCAGAUUUCCUGGUGCCCCAAAAGCCAGUCAUACUAGAAGGAGUAAUUGACCACUGGCCUGCCUUCAGAGAGCACAUGUGGAGCAUAGACUACCUGCGAGGAGUGGCAGGCUGCCGGACUGUUCCUGUCGAGCUGGGAUCUAGAUACACUGAUGAAGAGUGGUCACAGAAGCUCCUUACAGUAAACGAAUUCAUAGACCGUUAUAUUGUGGAUAAAGGAGCUGCUGAUCUGGGAUACUUGGCUCAGCACCAGUUAUUUGAUCAGGUGCCAGAGCUGAAAGAAGACAUCCGUAUCCCUGACUACUGUUGUCUUGGAGAAGGAGAUGAAGAUGACAUCACGAUUAAUGCUUGGUUUGGACCAGGCGGGACUGUCUCUCCUCUGCAUCAAGAUCCACAGCAAAACUUUCUGGCUCAGGUGGUUGGGAAGAAAUACAUCCGUCUCUACAGUCUCGAGCAAACGGAAAAUCUGUAUCCGUAUCAGUCUCAGCUCCUGCACAAUACCAGCCAGGUGGACGUCGAGAAUCCAGAUGUGGUGCAGUUUCCAAACUUCAUGAAAGCGUCUUAUCAGGAGUGUGUGCUUCAACCUGGGGAAGUCCUGUUCAUUCCCAAACAGCACUGGCAUUAUGUGCGCUCCUUAGAGCUCAGCUUUUCUGUUAGUUUUUGGUGGUCUUGAUAAUAUGUUCCUAUUAAAUGUUCCAACUUUGUACUCGGGAUGAAUAAAUACUAUGAGUGCUGAA
Molecule: messenger RNA, 1609 nt
Organism: Colossoma macropomum (tambaqui)
Lineage: Eukaryota; Metazoa; Chordata; Actinopteri; Characiformes; Serrasalmidae
Gene: kdm8
Product: lysine (K)-specific demethylase 8
Exons: 7
Coding region: 331-1545 (404 amino acids)
Cellular component (GO): nucleus
Molecular function (GO): histone H3K36 demethylase activity
Source: RefSeq, a predicted model, not a curated record